Messenger RNA from Musa acuminata AAA Group (dessert banana), 805 nucleotides. RefSeq lists its product as uncharacterized. NCBI's taxonomy places the organism in Eukaryota, Viridiplantae, Streptophyta, Magnoliopsida, Zingiberales, Musaceae. The record is from RefSeq and is a predicted model, not a curated record. The coding region runs from base 260 to 595 and encodes 111 amino acids. The transcript is spliced from 3 exons.
ACCAACAGACUGUGGUGGCCGACAAAAGAGCAGUGGGUCCGGUCAUCAAUUAACGGGCUGGGCCGGAUUUAAAUUAAGAACGGGCCGGGCUAGAGCGGAUCGCUGAUGGACGCCACUUGGCUUCGUUUUGUUCGUCGGAUUGUGAGUGGCGUCAAGGGUACUUUCGGUAUAUGAGGAAAUAAAAGGAAUCGGAGGUUGGUUUUGAGGGGCUGAUCGGCUCGUUCUUUGAGCUCGAGAAACCCUUGGAUUCGGAUUCGCCAUGGCUGCGAGGAUUGCUGCGAGGUACGUCGCUCGGAGGCUGUCUACCGGGGGGAAGGUGCUCAGCGAGGAGGAGAAGGCGGCGGAGAACGUUUACAUCAAGAAAAUGGAGAAAGAGAAGUUAGAGAAGCUUGCACAUAAGGGCCCAAAACCAGGAGAGCAAACCCCAGCAGCUGAUGUGAAGCCCAGCACACCUCCAGGAUCAUCAACUGCUGCUGGUGUUUCAACAGACGAGAACCGCAACUAUGCCGUACUUGCUGGGACAGUUGCUGCUGCUUGUGGUCUGGGCUGGUAUCUCUUGUCUAAACCAAAGAAAUCUGCAGAAGUCGCAGACUGAAGCUUCUCUGUGGUUGAAGAGACCACAAACCCUUUUGCUUGUCUUGUUUGUUAACCAGAUAGUGCGCUGAGUGCCUACAGGUUUACCCUCUCCAUCUGAGGUGGGAAUUCAAUGCUUCUGCUCCAGUUUCCAUCCAGCUUGCACUGCUCUGUUACAAUUAUUCAAAGCAGUAUCAUUCAGCUGUCGAAAUAAGUUCCGUUUUUUCUGCAA